AUGGGGAGUGAUAUAGACAAGCCGCUGGAUCCAAAAGAUGCAAUUUUUGCCUCCGAUACUGUGGAAUACACACAAUUGCCCGAAUCUUACUACAGCAAUACCAUAGAACAUGCCUUUUCUUUAUUGGACUCUGCUCAAUUGAGCAAACCCCUGGCCGAAGGAUGUACUUCAUGCAUUAAGAUACUAAACAACAUUUUGCUGAACCCUUGGGACCAGACUAAACGCUGGAUCAAUCUCAACAGCAAAACUUAUCAGCUCAAAAUAUCACCGCAUUCCUGUCUAAUCGAAUUGUUCAGUUCGUUAGGUUUUCAGUACACAGAAGAUCACAUAUACCUGAAUUUGGUCUCAACACCUAGACUUAGAUCUGCUUAUGACAAGCUUAUUGUUUUCCUUCAAGACAAAUAUGGCAUUGAAAUCAAAUCAAAUUCAAAUCAUUUUUUCGACCCCUUCAAAGCCUAUAAACACUCAACUACAUCUAACGAUGAAAAUUGUGAUUUUGAACUGAUUGCAAAGGACGAUAUUGCCAGACAGAUUCAUGAAACUUGUAAGAAACUGAACAGUAAUCGAACCGUAACAUGCUUAACUAAACAAGACUUGUGUAUCAAACUGAUAUAUCCUGGUCAAAAUUCGUCUAGAACAUAUGAUGAUGAUGGAGACAGUACGACUGAAGGACAAAAUGAUCAGGAAGUUAAUGAUGCUUUGCUGAUGAUCAAAAAUAUGCAUAAAAACUUCCAAUUUCAAUCUAAGAGCAAAAUGAAGCUCAACAACUUACUGAAAUGCAAAAUUUACGAUAAAAGCCGCAUUCAAUUUGUUAUAUCGCCUGUGGAAAUAUUAGAGUUAACCCUUCCAUCCAGCAUAAAGAUUAGGCAGAUUUACCAGUUACUUGGGAAAUUAGGCUGUAUUUACACUGGUAAACUCUGUAUAAUGCCAUUGAAGACAGAAUUAUCGCAGAAUUCAACAUUGUUAGACCUAGAUUUGGUUCCCAAUUGUCGAAUCCACAUUACUGGGCCUUGCAGUAACAAUCGGAUUGACAAGGACGUUUUGAACAAUUUUACACUAAUUAAUUUUACAGAAUAG
This is a messenger RNA of Babesia microti strain RI, 1077 nucleotides long. RefSeq lists its product as hypothetical. Bases 1 to 1077 code for a protein of 358 amino acids. NCBI's taxonomy places the organism in Eukaryota, Apicomplexa, Aconoidasida, Piroplasmida, Babesiidae. The record is from RefSeq and is a predicted model, not a curated record. The transcript is spliced from 5 exons.